This is a messenger RNA of Erinaceus europaeus (western European hedgehog), 482 nucleotides long. It is a transcript of the gene FAM32A, whose product is annotated as family with sequence similarity 32 member A. The transcript has 4 exons. NCBI's taxonomy places the organism in Eukaryota, Metazoa, Chordata, Mammalia, Eulipotyphla, Erinaceidae. The record is from RefSeq and is a predicted model, not a curated record. Gene Ontology annotation, cellular component: nucleolus. The coding region runs from base 63 to 407 and encodes 114 amino acids.
CCGGAUAGGGCGGCGCGCGGCCGGAAGUGGGGCGGAGGCGGGCGGAGCGGCCGGCGGGCGAGAUGGCGGCGGCCUACGAGCAGGUGCAGAAGGGGCCGCUGAAGCUCAAGGGCGUCGCGGAGCUCGGCGUCGCCAAGCGGAAGAAGAAGAAGAAGAAGGACAAGGACCAGGCCCAGCUGCUGGAAGCCAUGGGGACCAGCAAGAAGAGCGAGGAGGAGAAGCGGCGCGGCCUGGACAAGCGCACGCCCGCGCAGGCGGCCUUCGAGAAGAUGCAGGAGAAGCGGCAAAUGGAGAGGAUCCUGAAGAAGGCCUCCAAGACCCACAAGCAGAGGGUGGAGGACUUCAACCGGCACCUGGACACGCUGACCGAGCACUACGACAUCCCCAAGGUCAGCUGGACCAAGUAGCCCCGCGGCCUCUGGAGCGUCGUCCAGGAGCGGGAGGCCCCCGCCCGAGACCAUUAAAACCCACCCGCCCUCCGG